Messenger RNA from Synchytrium microbalum, 1140 nucleotides. RefSeq lists its product as uncharacterized. NCBI's taxonomy places the organism in Eukaryota, Fungi, Chytridiomycota, Chytridiomycetes, Synchytriales, Synchytriaceae. Gene Ontology annotation, cellular component: SUMO activating enzyme complex; cytoplasm. The transcript is spliced from 7 exons. Gene Ontology annotation, molecular function: SUMO activating enzyme activity. The record is from RefSeq and is a predicted model, not a curated record. Gene Ontology annotation, biological process: protein sumoylation. The coding region runs from base 1 to 1140 and encodes 379 amino acids.
AUGUCCAAACGAGCUCAUCCAUCAGAGCACGUCAGCAGUCAGGCUGAUAAUUCAUCUGCGCCGUCCUCCAAUAAGAAAGUUCGUCGAGAAACAGAUCCCGAAGCUGCAUCAACUCUCACCCAGGAUGAUGUCGCGUUAUAUGACAGGCAAAUACGAUUAUGGGGUAUGGAAGCUCAAACAAGGAUGAGGAAUUCAAGCAUUCUCGUCGGUGGAUUAACAGGUCUAACGAACGAAGUCUGCAAGAAUCUCGUGUUGGCAGGUAUUGGAGCACUGACCGUCGCUGAUGGUGCUAAAGUCUCUGUGGACGAUUUGGGCGCGCAGUUCUUUAUAGCUGAAUCCGACAUUGGCAAGAAUCGAGCUGAAGCAUCUAUGGAACGUAUUCUCAACUUGAAUCCAAGAGUCAAAGUCGCUGCUCUGGCUAAAGAUGUAGGAAGCAUGCCAGAAGACUUUUUCGCUGGAUUUGACUUUGUGGUCUUGUCGGGUGCUGACUUGGCGACCAUGAUUCGCAUUGACAACAUAUGUCGAAAACACGGCAUCAAAUUCUAUGCUGGCGUCAUGGCUGGGUUCCACGGCUUGUUUUUCUGUGACUUGAUGCUUCACUCUUUCGUCAAAGAAAUAAAAUCAGGCAUAUCAAAAGGCGACACGCCUAAAAUAUCGAAAGUCCAACGAGAGUCACAUUAUGUUGCAUUGGAAGAUGCCCUGACGAAAAAGUGGGGGCCAUUGAGCAGAAAACAAACAAAAAAUAUUGCUAUACCUCUCUUCCUUGCUUUUAUCAUUGUGUUGAAGUACCAACAACAACAUGGUCACCUACCCACCCGAAAGCAAGAUGCAGAAGCUCUACCAGCAUUCAAGAAUACAUAUCUAGAGUCUCAAUCCCUGGAGGCCUCAGUGAUCAAGGAUGAUCAGCUUUGGACGAUCUCUGCAAUGCUAGGUCGCGAUCUAGCACCAGUAUGUGCUAUCGUCGGUGGUAUCCUCGCACAAGAAAUCAUCAAAACUAUGGCUCAAAAUGACGAACCCUUGAACAAUUUCUUUGUUCUUGAUGCCAUGUUGUCUGUAGGUGCUGUGUUGCCGGUUAGUCCUCCAUUACCUGAUGCGAAUGGGUCGUCAUCAUCCAAGGCAGUUGCCAUGGAAAUCUUGUAG